GAGAAAACAGAGUGAUGUGUGUGCUGUGAAUUCAAAGCUGGGUGGGUCUACUGUGUUUCACAUUCCCAAAUAUCUCCGUGCGUUGAAGCGCCUUCAGUGUUCACAAGGCCACAAUGUUAGUGCUGGCUGGAAUCGUUGUUCUGCACAUUACCACCAUCAUCCUGCUGCUGGUGGCCACCAUUGAUAAUGCUUGGUGGAUCACAAGCACAGUGUCCACUGACCUGUGGGGCAGGUGGGAGCUGACUGGCUCAGAGUGGCAUUACACCAACCUGAAAAACUACCCAGAGGAGUUCCUUCAGGCGGUUCAGGCAACCUCAGUACUGGCCUGUGUUUUUGCCAUCCUGGCCUUAUUUGUAUUUGUGGCCCAGCUGUUCACCCUACCCAAAGGCCAGAGGUUCACCUUCACUGGCGUUUUACAGCUAAUCACCUGCCUGUGUAUAAUGAUAGCAGCCUCAAUUUACACGGCUGAGCUUCACGCUGACGAAACACAGGGAGGUUACGGACACUCCUACGUCCUGGCCUGGAUCUCUUUUGUCCUCACCUUCCUCCUAGCGAUUACCUAUCUGGUCCUGCGAAAGAAGAGUGAGUGAGAGGAGAAGAGGAAGGAGGGCAGGUCUGGGAUCAGAUUCCCACUCUGAAUUUGAGGAAAGUUAAACAGUAGGAUUUUUGUUUGAAAAUGUUGGUUAACAGAAUACUUGUUGAUCUACGUUUGCAGCUAGGGAAGUGUGUUGUGUUGAUGUUAAAAUGCUAACAAGAGCCAUUUGUGUAUAUUUUUAUUUUUGAAUACUUAAAAUGGUAAUGAACCAAAGCUUUAAAAACAUGAAGUGAAAUUUUACCCCGUAGAUUGAGCAGGGUGUGCAACCUGACCGUAACAGUUUUUUAUUCAGAGCUGUAAAGUGAUGAUGCACAUUUUAAGAAUCUCUUUAUUCACUUUGUUGAUGACAGUAGUAUGAGAGGAUCAUUGCCUCUCUUCUCUGACAGAUUUUAGGUUGGCACUAGCAGACAGCUUACUACAAAGACAAGGAACAGGCCAAAUUACUGGCCUUGCUUAGUCUAAAAAGCACUAACUACAAACCACACCCUAAACCUCAUUAUCUUUUACUUUCUGGUUCAAUUUUACCAAAAACUAAUUGUAAAAUGUUGAUAUAUGAAUUUAUCCUAUAUAAACAACAAUAGGGCUUAUUUUUCCAUCUUUUCAUUAAACCUAUUUUAGCUAACCUGCUGUUGGAGGAAACCUUGUGUUUACCAUAAAUCUGAAUCUCAGGAAGAAAAAGAAUAUUUCCAAAUGUGUCAAACUAUACCCUUAAAAGAAAAAAAGACCACGUAGUAAGAGUAAAGGCCUUUCGGGAUGUAGUUUCUAUAAGAAGUACUCUAAGAGUAUCUCCCUUUGUGAGGCUUACUGUUACUACUACAGGUUUCUGUAGUCAAGAAUUGGUCAAAGUCUGUAUUUGUGUAUCAGUGCAGCGUUCCUGUUGCAGUACUUGAACAACCAGAGAAGACAAGCCUUCAUUUUCUGUACAUGUAGUUUUAAUCAUGUAUCAUUUUACAGCUGAAUUCUAUUGUAAUCUUUUUUAUCUUUGUAAUGUAAUCAGUAUAUUUUUGUAACAUUUUGUAUUGAAAGUUUUUUUAAACAUGUUGAUUUUGUAGUUGGCUGCUAUCAUAAGAAAAGUACAGGCUUUUUGUACAAUUGAGCCUAAGUGAACCAGGGAUGGAGGAGGACGGUGUUUCAUGUCACAAUAUUUGCAAUAGAAGGUUUUCUUUAUUACAUUGGAAUUGAAGCCAUAUCAUUUAUUAAUAAAACAAACUAUAUCACAAGUGUGUGUUUAAUGUAUUAAACUGCAAUAAAGGCAGAAAAUCCACAUCACUGUUAUGUAAUAAACAGGUAUAAAGAG
Messenger RNA from Cheilinus undulatus (humphead wrasse), 1892 nucleotides. It is a transcript of the gene emp1a, whose product is annotated as epithelial membrane protein 1. The record is from RefSeq and is a predicted model, not a curated record. The transcript has 5 exons. The coding region runs from base 114 to 590 and encodes 158 amino acids. Lineage: Eukaryota; Metazoa; Chordata; Actinopteri; Labriformes; Labridae. Gene Ontology annotation, cellular component: plasma membrane.